UGCAUCCUGGGUUCCCUUGCAUCCUCCCUGUGUGAAGAGUCUGUGGGGUGUGUCCUGGGUCCCCUCACCCCCAAUGGGGAGGGUCCAUGAGACUUUGCGGGGGGUCCAUGGGGUCCCCUCUCACCCAGCCCCGUUGCAGAAGGACGAGGUGUACCUGAACCUGGUGCUGGACUUCGUGCCCGAGACGGUGUACCGCGUGGCACGCCACUUCACCAAGGCCAAGCAGCCCAUCCCCGUCAUCUAUGUCAAGGUGUACAUGUACCAGCUCUUCCGCAGCCUGGCCUACAUCCAUUCCCAGGGGGUCUGUCACCGCGACAUCAAACCCCAGAACCUGCUGGUGGACCCCGACACCGCCGUGCUCAAGCUGUGCGACUUCGGCAGUGCCAAGCAGCUGGUGCAGGGCGAGCCCAACGUCUCCUACAUCUGCUCCCGCUAUUACCGCGCCCCUGAGCUCAUCUUCGGGGCCACCGACUACACAUCCAACAUAGAUAUCUGGUCAGCGGGCUGCGUCCUGGCUGAGCUGCUGCUGGGUCAGCCCAUCUUCCCUGGGGACAGCGGAGUGGACCAGCUGGUGGAAAUCAUCAAGGUAGGAGAU
Molecule: messenger RNA, 595 nt
Organism: Terrapene triunguis (Three-toed box turtle)
Lineage: Eukaryota; Metazoa; Chordata; Testudines; Emydidae
Product: glycogen synthase kinase-3 beta-like
Exons: 4
Biological process (GO): regulation of neuron projection development; negative regulation of canonical Wnt signaling pathway; negative regulation of TOR signaling
Cellular component (GO): axon; cytoplasm; nucleus
Molecular function (GO): ATP binding; protein serine/threonine kinase activity
Source: RefSeq, a predicted model, not a curated record